AUGACCGGGCUUACUACCAUCGUCACAGGAGCAACCAGUGGAAUUGGGGCUGAAACUACACGUGUUCUUGCUCUGCGCGGUGUCCACGUAGUUAUGGGGAUCGGAAACUUGGCUGCUGCUAAAGAUGUAAAAGAAUCAAUUCUUAAAGAGAUUCCCUUUGCUAAAGUUGAUGCCAUGGAGUUGGAUCUCAGUUCAUUCGAGUCUGUCAAGAAAUUUGCAUCAGAGUUUAAUUCCUCUGGUCUUCCUUUGAACAUCCUCAUAAACAAUGCAGAAAUUAUGGCAUGCCCCUUCAUGCUAUCGAAGGACAACAUUGAGCUGCAAUUUGCCACAAAUCACUUAGGUCACUUUCUAUUGACAAAUCUUUUGUUAGAUACUAUGAAGAAGACAUCGUGUGAAAGUAAGAAAGAAGGAAGAAUUGUUAAUCACUCCUCAGAGGCUCACUGUUUUUCAUAUUCUGAAAGAAUUUGUUUUGACAAAAUUAAUGACGAAUCUAGUUACAACAGCUGGCAUGCAUAUGGGCAAUCAAAGCUAGCCAACAUGUUACAUGCUAAUGAACUCGCAAGAUGUCUCAAGGAAGAUGGAGCUAACAUUACUGCAAAUUUUCUUCAUCCGGGAGCCAUUACCACCAAUCUCUUCUGCCAUACCAGUGUAGUAAAUGGUAACUAUGACAUCACUAUGCAGCAUUAUGCAGAGGAUAUCAUCUUUAUUUAUUCUUCAUAUGUUUUGCUCUUUUCUUUAUGA
Messenger RNA from Arachis ipaensis, 741 nucleotides. RefSeq lists its product as uncharacterized. Lineage: Eukaryota; Viridiplantae; Streptophyta; Magnoliopsida; Fabales; Fabaceae. The record is from RefSeq and is a predicted model, not a curated record.